This is a messenger RNA of Drosophila serrata, 1876 nucleotides long. RefSeq names its product E3 SUMO-protein ligase ZBED1. NCBI's taxonomy places the organism in Eukaryota, Metazoa, Arthropoda, Insecta, Diptera, Drosophilidae. The record is from RefSeq and is a predicted model, not a curated record. Gene Ontology annotation, molecular function: DNA binding.
GUCAAAUCGAUGUUUGGCCAGCCAACAUCGAUUUUUUCCAUCUCUACGUGCGCAUCGAAGAAGAAAACGCGUAAUUUGUUCUGUUGGUGGUGUUGGCUGAAGUAGUGGAGUGGACGGUCAUGGACAGACACCUGAAACGAACAUCAAAUUCAGAGGAAAAUGUGGAGGAGCCAGCUCAAAAAAAGAAGCGAGAAGCUUCCAUCGCUUGGAAUCAUUUCAAGAAAACGGUUGAAAAAAACACAUGCCAUUUGUAAUUACUGUGGAAAGGCCAUAAAAACGAUGGGAAACACCACAAACCUUCUUAACCAUCUGAGCAACGUACAUCCAGAACGGCUUAAAGACAGCAAAGGCAAAAAUCAUACAACCGCUUUAGAUGUGUUUGUGGGAAAGUCCACUGUGCAUUAUAUCAAUGAUUCGGCGAGGAAAAUAAAGAUUGAUGAAAUGGUGCUAAACAUGAUUGCUGUUUAUGUUCAGCCUUUUAGUUGUGUCGAGGAUGAGGGUUUCAUUGCCCUCCUGAAAGAAAUGGACCCUCGAUACAAAUUGCCAAGUAGGACAUACUUGCGGGAUGUUUCUUUGCCAAUACAAUAUGAAAAAUGUAAAGCAAAGCUGAGAGAAAUACUGAACAGCGUUGAUUAUCUGGCAUUAACCACAGACCUGUGGACAUCUCGAGCCAACGAAGGCUACAUAACUGUAACAUGUCAUUUUAUAUCCACCAAUUUCAAAUUGGAAUCAGCCAUUUUAGCAACACAGCAUCUUCUAACGCCAACCAAUCACACAGCUGCGAAUAUAGCAGAUACCAUUAAAUCGGUGCUAUCAGAUUGGUCGAUAUCGCAAAAAGUGGUAUGUAUGGUUCCAGACAACGAUGCAUCGAUGAAAAAAGCAUGCGAGUCAUUAAAAUACAAACACUUACCGUGUGUGGCCCACACCAUCAACCUGCUGGUCCAGGACAUGUUGAAACAGCAAAUUUUAGAUGAUAUUCUAAGCAGGUGUAAGACAAUAGUAGCUUUUUUCAAACGAAGUUCGACUGCGUAUGCUAAAUUUAAGGCAGCGCAAAAAACAGAAAAUCCGUACGUCCUGAUACAAGAAAUGCCGACCCGCUGGAAUAGCGCGUACGAGAUGAUUAAAAGAAUAAUUAUAACAAACGAAUACAUAAGUUUGGUCUUGGCAGUAUCCCACAAUGCCCCACUACCGUUGUCUGCCGAGGAUAUUGAUACAUUAAAAGAAUUAUCCAUGUUGUUAGCCCCGUUUGCGGAUGCAAUUCUGUCGGUUUCAACGAACACAAAUGUAUAAAUUUCAUUAAUUAUUCCCGUUGUUUGCGAACUUUUCCAUAAAAUUAAUGGUUUGGAACUUAAAACAGUGGAAGGAAUCGCUGCCUCGAAUUAUGUGAAGAUUCGUUUACGAGAAAGGUUAUUUCCAUACGAAACAAGAACUAUUCCACGCGUAGCCACUAUCAUUGAUCCUCGAUUUAAAAAACAGGGAUUCCUUGGCGCAUCGAACGCGGAGGAAGCGGCCAAGGCUCUACAGGAAGAGCUGAACUCCAUUUGUAUUACAAUCCCACGACCGCAGCCGGCACCACCGACAGAGGAACCGACACGGUUCUCAUUUCUUAAAACUAAAAUUGAGGCAAGAGUGCAAUUCUUUCGUGCUGAUUCAGUCAUUCUGUUACGGCAACAUUUAGAAAAAGGGAACCAGCCGGAAAACUGCGAUCCCCUUGCGUAUUGGAAGAUCUCAACUGAAGAAGCUUUAAAAAAGAUAUCCAAGAAGUUCCUAUGCAUUCCAGCUUCGUCAUGCGAGUCGGAAUGUCUGUUUAGCAAGGCAGGCCAAGUUAUUUCAGACCGUCGUACUCGCCUUUCCCCAUCAGUCGUCGACAAGCUUU